AUGGUCGAGCUGGUGGGUCCGCUCCGAAAACAGCUGGCUGAGUCUCUGUCCACCUGCAAGGUGCUGGUGGUUGGAGCGGGAGGAAUCGGCUGUGAGCUGCUGAAGAAUCUCGUUCUUGCCGGCUUCAAAAAUAUCGAAGUGAUCGACUUGGACACAAUUGAUGUCAGCAACCUGAACCGUCAGUUCCUCUUUCAGAAGAAACAUGUUGGAAAGUCUAAAGCCGAGGUCGCCAAGGAGAGUGCCUUGCUGUUUUGUCCCACCGCAAAUAUCACCGCUUACCAUGACAGCAUCAUGGAUCCUGAGUACAAUGUGGAGUUCUUCCGAAAUUUCAAGCUAGUGAUGAACGCUCUGGAUAACAGAGCUGCUCGAAACCAUGUAAACAGAAUGUGUUUGGCAGCUGAUAUCCCGCUGGUGGAGAGUGGCACUGCGGGCUAUCUGGGACAAGUCACUGUCAUCAAGAAGGGCCUGACAGAGUGCUAUGAAUGCAAACCUAAACCCACCCAGAAGACCUUCCCAGGAUGCACAAUCAGAAACACACCAUCAGAGCCCAUCCACUGCAUCGUCUGGGCAAAGUAUCUCUUCAAUCAGCUGUUUGGAGAAGAGGAUGCAGACCAAGAAGUGUCUCCUGAUACCGCGGAUCCUGAAGCUGCAUGGAACCCUGAAGAGGCAGCAGCUUGUGCUACGGCUUCCGAAAAGGACGGCGACAUCAGGCGCGUAUCUACCAAGGAAUGGGCUCGGUCCACGGGAUAUGACCCCAUUAAACUCUUCACUAAGCUUUUCAAAGAUGACAUUAUGUACCUGUUGACCAUGGACAAGCUGUGGAAAAAGAGGAAAGCUCCGCUGCCUUUGGACUGGCAGCAUUUAGAGAACAGCGUGUCUCCUCAGGAGCACAGCCCGUGUUCAGGGUUAAAGGACCAGCAGGUUCUGGGAGUUUGGGGAUACUCUCAGAUGUUCCAGCACAGCGUGGAGACUCUCCGCUCACAGCUGCAAGAAAAGGGAGAAGGAGCUGAGCUGGUCUGGGACAAGGAUGACCCUCCUGCUAUGGACUUUGUUACUGCAGCAGCCAACCUGCGUAUGCACAUCUUUAGCAUGAACAUGAAGAGUCGCUUUGACGUAAAGUCUAUGGCAGGUAACAUCAUUCCAGCUAUUGCUACAACAAACGCUGUCAUUGCCGGACUCAUUGUGCUGGAAGGACUCAAGAUCCUGUCAGGGGAACUGGAAUCCUGUCGCACGAUCUACUUGAACAAGCAUCCCAACUGUAGAAACAAGCUGCUGGUCCCGUGCAUUCUGGACCGGCCGAGUCCGAACUGCUACGUAUGUGCCAGCAAACCUGAAGCCACCGUUAAGCUCAACGUACACAAAACGACGGUCCUCUCACUACAGGACAAGAUCCUGAAGGAGAGGUUUGGUAUGGUGGCUCCAGAUGUUCAGAUAGAAGAUGGAAAAGGCACCAUUCUUAUCUCCUCAGAGGAAGGAGAGACAGAAGCCAACAACAGCAAAUUUCUUGCUAACUUCGGGAUCCGUAACUGCAGUCGUCUCCAAGCUGACGAUUUCCUCCAAGACUACACCCUCCUCAUAAAUGUCCUACACGUUGAGGAACUCGAGAGGGACAUGGAGUUUGAGGUUAUUGGUGAUGCACCAGAUAAAGCUCCGCCCCCUCAGAGUAAACCGGAAGAGGUUAACAGCAUCACCAAUGGGAACAAGGACUCUACCCAACCUUCCACCUCGUCGAAAGCUUCAGCAGAAGAUGACGACAUCAUGCUUGUGGACUCUGACGAGGAGUCCGAGUCAUCGUGUUCUGCAGCAGUGACCAGCACCACUAAGAGGAAGCACUCAGAUACAGAAACGGGUGAAACCUCUAUGAAGCGCCCGAGGGUGGACCAGUCAAAUACAGCAGGUGCUGCCACUGAUGAUGAUGAGGAUAUCAUCGCUCUGGACUAGCCUCUCUCCUCCCUGAACUCUUUGAGCACUCGUCAUUUUGACACAGUAGGCUUGAAUAAAACACCUUUUAUUAAGAACAGUUUAUUGCUCUGGUCCCUUGUUGGUCACUUCCUCUUUCAGUGUUCGUGCUUUCGUACUUUUGCUCAUGAUGCUGUAAAUACAAUAUGCAGUUUAAAAGUUUUGGACUAUAUGUGGUUCCUUUAAAGUGCAUUUCUUGACAGUAAAAACAAGUGCUUUGUUCUUUAUUUUUUAUAUAUAAAUGUACUGUAUUUCAUCCAGGGUGUCGUGUUUGCUUUGUCAGGUCACAAAAGGAGUUAAAAACCAAAACAGUUUAUGAAUUUUGUUGAUCUCAGAUAAACUCGUGGAGCCAGCAGUCUGGAGCAAGUUGGGGUCUCGUCCGGGUUACUGCCUGUAGGUGCUCUUCUGCAGAGUUUAGACAGAUUGUGCCCUGGUGGCCGUUAGUUUGCUACCUCUUUUCUAGAACCAACAUACUUUGGCUGCAACUAUGCAGCCAUGCUCUUCUUAAGAAGGUCACGGUGUGUCCAGAUGAAAAAAACAAAAACAGCA
Molecule: messenger RNA, 2508 nt
Organism: Thalassophryne amazonica
Lineage: Eukaryota; Metazoa; Chordata; Actinopteri; Batrachoidiformes; Batrachoididae
Gene: uba2
Product: ubiquitin-like modifier activating enzyme 2
Exons: 17
Coding region: 1-1941 (646 amino acids)
Biological process (GO): protein sumoylation
Cellular component (GO): SUMO activating enzyme complex; cytoplasm
Molecular function (GO): SUMO activating enzyme activity
Source: RefSeq, a predicted model, not a curated record